Messenger RNA from Salvelinus sp. IW2-2015, 2344 nucleotides. Lineage: Eukaryota; Metazoa; Chordata; Actinopteri; Salmoniformes; Salmonidae. The record is from RefSeq and is a predicted model, not a curated record.
AUGGCGAAGACUGUUAAAUGUCGAGACGAUUUCAGCGACGCCAUGUUGCUGACUCACACGAAUUGGGAGUUUUGUGGUUCGUCCUGUUACGCAUUCUUGAGGACGCUGCACCAGCAGUUUGAGAGUUAUAAGGAGCAGGUGCGUCGCAUCGGCGUGGAGACGCGGCGCCAGCAGCAGGGCCAGCACAAGGACGACGCCCCCACCUGCGGCAUCUGCCGCAAGACCAAGUUCGCCGAUGGCUGCGGACACCACUGCUCCUACUGCCAGACCAAAUUCUGCGCCCGCUGCGGCGGACGCGUCUCCCUGCGCUCCAACAAUGAGGACAAAGUGGUAAUGUGGGUAUGCAACCUGUGCCGUAAGCAACAGGAGAUCCUCACCAAAUCGGGAGAAUGGUUUUCGGGGCCGGGGGCGAGGCAGAUGAGCCUGGAUGGCGGCCUGAACGCCCCGCCCACGGGGGGUGACACCCAACGGGGGGACAGGAACCUACUCCGCUCCAGGUCCCAGGCCCCGCCCUCUUCCAGCGGUAACGCAGGGGCGGCGCCCGACGGAACGCAUCAGCCGCCAACGGUACCGGCCAAGGGAGCGUUGGACACCAUGCCGGCGUCACGCGCUCGGAGCGAACCACCACGAGACAAGAAAAGACCUGUGUCCCUCCAUGAGCAGAACGGUAAGCCCGGUGGUCCUGGUCGUGGUAGAGGAGGCCGGGGACCCCCAGGGAAGCUUCAGACCGUGGCCUCCCAGGAGGAGUUCUGCGGUCCUGGGGACAUAGACUGGCGGGACGGCCGGCACCUGGAGAAGGUCCGCUCCCAUGACUACCCCGACGGUGGCGACCAAGGAAAUCGCCCCGACCUCCGGAGACGCCCCCCGGAGGAGGAUGAGCUGGAACGCAAGCGGCGCCAGGAGAAGGAGUUCCAGACGCGUUACCGCAGCGACCCCAACCUGGCGCGCUACCCGGUCAAGCCGCAGAAGGAGGAGCAGGAGAUGCGCAUGCACGCCAAGGUGUCGAAGGUGCGCCACGAGCGGCGCCACAGCAACAACGCCAUCAAUGAGGUGGGGCUGGAGGGRGGGGGAGGAGGGGGAGGGAACAUGGGGGAUGUGCCUGAGAAUCGUCUCCGGAGGGGCGGCGGUGGGGGUGGUGGAGAACCGGACCGCAAGGCAUCCUUGGAGAACCACCGCGCCUACUCCAUGGACAGGACCGUGGGGGGUGGUGGGGGUGGCGGAAUGGGGCAGGGACCCCAGGGAGGUCCCCCUCCCCUCAAACAGAACCAGAACCACGGACCCCUUCAACCAUCCGGUGGUGGCCCACGAACGGGCCCCCAUCCUGGUGCUCCUCACCCCCACCAAGGACCCCCUCCUCCAGCAGGCUGGGACCCCCCUAAGGGACCCCACCCCAGCCAGCUGGACCCCAAUUCCCAGGCAGCCAUGAUGCACAAGGCUAGGAGGGAGAAGUCCGGGGACAGCCUGCUGCGGAAGGACUCCCAGAGCUCGGACCAGUCGGAGUCGCUGCGGCCGCCCCCACCCAGGCCCUACAAGAGCAAACGGGGCGUCAACAAGAGGCAGAUGUCUAUCAGCAGCUCAGAGGAGGAGGGCGCCUCCACGCCCGAGUACACCAGCUGUGAGGACGUGGACAUGGAGAGCGUCAGUGAGAAAGGUGAUUGGGACUGCCAUCCUCUGGAUCCUGCUGUGUGGCAUCAUCCAGUGACAUGGCAGCCGUCCAAGGAGGGCGACCACUUAAUCGGACGCAUCACUCUGAGCAAAAGGUCGGCCAUGCCCCGCGAGGCAGGCUCCUUACUAGGGUUAAAGGUCGUGGGUGGGAAGAUGACAGAGACAGGGAGACUGGGGGCCUUCAUCACCAAAGUCAAGAAAGGAAGUCUGGCGGACAUUGUUGGCCACCUACGAGCUGGUGAUGAGGUACUGCAGUGGAACGGGAAGUCGUUGCCGGGAGCAACCAAGAAGGAAGUGUACAACAUCAUUCUGGAAUCCAAGGCGGAGCCUCAAGUGGAAAUAGUUGUCUCAAGGCCUAUUGGAGACAUACCAAGAAUUCCAGAAACAUCACAUCCUCCUUUAGAAUCGACGGGCUCCAGUUCCUUUGAGUCUCAGAAGAUGGAGCGUCCCUCCAUAUCGGUCAUGUCCCCCACCAGCCCUGCUACCCUCAGAGCCCUCCCCGUCAUCCUGCCUGGACAGCUCUCUAUCCUGAUAGAGCUGGAGACUGCCCUGCUGGACGACGUUCCUCACUGGUAUAAACUCCAGACCCACGACGUGUCCUCUCUACCUCUGCCCCAGCCAUCCCCUUACCUCCCGCGCAGACACGCCUCUCACGACAGCCCCAGCAAGAAACUACAGA